Molecule: messenger RNA, 1217 nt
Organism: Cuscuta campestris
Lineage: Eukaryota; Viridiplantae; Streptophyta; Magnoliopsida; Solanales; Convolvulaceae
Source: the annotation of a GenBank genome assembly
AGAACUUAAUAACUUCCGAAGGAAGAUGGAGCUGGGGUUCCGGUUUUAUAUUUUUUUCCAUACAUGUUUUCUUGUUGUCUUUUAAUUUUUAACUACAUUUCCUGCCUGUUUUGGCAUGAUAAAGACCAAAUGUUUAUUAGAUGUGAUCAUAUGGAAGUUUUGUGCACUUGAAAUGAAGUGUGUGAAUAUUUAGUUCAAACCUCAAGGAAGUAUUUGAUUCAUGAAGCUGCCAUGACUUCAUAAUUACUUAUCGAAGGUUCUAUUAUACAGCAUUACACUGUGUAUACAUGCAUGUGCUUGUGUAUUUUACAUUAUUACUUACAUAAUGGAUAAUGCCAGAUGGGACUUGAGUUAGAUCGAAGAGACUUUAAGUGAGAUAACUGGCGAUUAGUGUUGAAUAACAAGACUUCUGUUUAUAUAAACUUUCAUCUUGACAAUUCUUAAAAGACUAAUGCAAUGCUUAUUGCUCCCCUUCACUCCCCUGUUGAACAACAUUUCAAGUUGGAGCAUUCACAUUUUAUUCUCCAAUCUAGACAGAACAUUUGAACUUGAAUUUCACUUAAAUCUUGUUGCUUCUUUUUCAUCAUUGACUUUCAUGGUUAUCUCAGAAACCAGCUCAUGAAGUUGACUUCAAUACUAGUGAACCAGUUGUUAUUGUUGGGUUUGGGCAAAUGGGUCAGCUUUUCUAUACAGGUCCUUGCCAAUUUGCUAUCUGCCCCACUAGCUUCAGGUUUAAACAGAGGAGUGGGGUGUCCUUAUGUUGCUUUUGAUCUAGACCCUUCUGUUGUGAAGGCUUCAAGAGAUCUUGGUUUUCCUGUUCUCUAUGGUGAUGGGUCCCGUCCUUCAGUUCUCCGAUCUGCUGGUAUAUCAUCUCCAAAAGCUGUGAUGGUUAUGUAUGCUGGGAAAGAGAAGACCAUUGAGGCUGUUCAAAGGAUUCGACUUGCUUUCCCCGCAGUAUUAAAUCUUCUCAUCCCCACCCCAACAGCACCAAUGCACACUCUCCUGCAUGCAAAACUAGUCUUUAAUAAGAAAAAUAUUAUUUUUGUUUCAUUACCGACAAAGGGUCAACAUAGGCAAUAAGAAGUAAAAGUCUUAGAAGGCGUAAAAAUCAAUACUCCCCCAUCUAAAAAAAAUAGUCCUAUUUGAAUUUUGAAAAAAAAAUCUUGUCCCAGACUCCUAGUAAAAAAGUCAUAUUUGAACAAAAGAAGCUAAAUUUC